CUGAGGAUCUCCUGCAGUGCCACAGGAACUCUUCUGUCCUGCCUUUCUUUGCAGCUGAACCUGCCGGUGAAGGUCCCACAUCCAGGACUGAGGCUCUGGGAGAUGGUGAGGGUGUGUCUGCAGGGAGGAGAUUCAUACGUCCUUUGGUGGUUAUUGCCAACAAGACCAGCCCCCAUGGCAGGGUUCCUCCAAAGAGGAAGAUGCAAGACACAACAGAGAAGAUAUCCCUGGAACCAUCCAAACAGACGAGGCAAGUGCUGAAGAAAAUGCUGCAGGGAGGACAAGAAAUGAAAGGAGAGCCUGUGCAGAUGGAAGCAUUUCCCGGAGGAAGCAGUGGUUCCGUGCCAGCCUCUGCUGAAGGAAGGGAGGCCAUGCCAGGCACAGGCACAGGAGAUGAGGUGUCUGGGAGGGCUUCUCCAUCAGCUUGGAUGAAUAAAGUUUUGAAGCCCUUGGAGCCUCCUGCAGAUGUGUCUACAGGGAAGACUUCUCCAGCUCCUACCUUGGAUGUUGCACUCAAGCCCAGCUCCCAUCACAGGAGUACUCCAACAGGGAAAAUCCAAGAUACAACAGAUAAGAUAUCCCUGGAACCAUCCAAACACAUGAGGCGAGAGCUUAAGGAACCCCUGCAGACAAGAGAAGAGAUGGACAUAGUGCUUCAGUGGAAGGUGGCAUUUCUUGAAGGAAGCACUCCAUCUUCGGUGCGAGCCCCUGUUGCAGGAAGGAAGGCGAUUCCAGACACGGGCACAGGCACAGCAGACUGGGAUGCUGGGAAGGAUUCUCCAUUAGCCUGGCGCUCUGAAGUUGUGAAGCACUCUGAGCAUUCUGCAGAUGUGUCUGCAGGGACGACCUCACCAACUCCUACCUUGGAUGCUGCACAAAAGCCCAGCUCCCAUCACAGGGGUCCUACGACAGGAGAGACCAAAGGCAUGGCAGGCAAGAAAUUCCAGGACCCAUUAGAAGUCAUGUGGCAAAUGCUGAAGGAAUGUCUGCAGAGAAGGCAAGAAAUGAAAGGAGAGCCUGUGCAGAAGGAAGCACUUCCAGGAGGAAGCAGUGGUUCUGUGCCAGCCUCUGCUGCAGGAAGGGAGGCCAUGCCAGGCACAGGCACAGGAGAUGAGGUUGCUGGGAAGGCUUCUCCAUCAGCUUGGAUGAAUAAAGUUUUGAAGCCCUUGGAGCCUCCUGCAGAUAUGUCUCCAGGGAGGACUUCUCCAGCUCCUACCUUGGAUGCUGCACCCAAGCCCAGCUCCUAUGACAGGGGUCCUCCACCAGAAGAGACCAAAGGCAUGGCAGACAAGAAAUUCCAGAACCCAUUUGAAUUCAUGUGGCAAAUGCUGAAGGAAAUGCUGCAGAGAAGACAAGAAGUGGAUUUUGAGCCUGUGCAGAAGGAAGCAUUUCCCGGAGGAAGCAGUGGUUCCGUGCCAGCCUCUGCUGAAGGAAGGGAGGCCUUGCCAGGCACAGGCACAGGAGCUGAACCUGCCGGUGAAGGCCCCACAUCCAAGACUGAGCCUCUGGGAGAUGCUGAGGGUGUGUCUGCAGGGAGGACUUCUCCAGCUCCAGGGCUGGAUGCUUGGCCCCAACCCAGCUCCCAUGGCAGGGGAAAGACCCAAGAUACUGCAGCCAAAAUGUCUCAUGAGUCAGAUGAAUUCCUGACACAAACACAGAAGGAAGCACCCGGAGGACAAGUGAUGGACCAAAAGGCUGUGCAGAAGGAGGAGCACCCAGGGAGAAGCAGUGGCUCAUUGGCAGCCCCUGCAGCAGAAAGGAAGGCGAUGCCAGACACGGGCACAGGCACAGCAGAUGCAGCCGGCACCACAAGACCUGUUCCCAAUGCCCAGGAUGGCCUUGGAAGGGAUUUCUGUCAGGGAACAGGCUGCUGGCUAGGGUUACUGGCCGGCGUGCUUUGUUUGGAGCUUGUUUUCAUGUUGUGCUGCUUUGGAAUCGGGUAUUCCUGGAACAGAAAACAGAGCACCUCGGGACAGGAGUUGGAAGACGGUGGCUGCACCUCACACCAGACAGCGUGAGCAGCUCCUCCAGCAGCAGGAACGGCCUGGACAGCCCUCUCAAGUCUUCUGUGAAGAGGACCCCAGAACAACCGUCUACGAGGAAGCCUCUUAUUGCCCCGUAGAUCCCACUGCCACCUGCUCUCCCCAUGGGCCUCCCCAAGCUGCCUUCAUCCCUUUUUUCUCUCCAUCUGUCCCAUCCCAGCCAACUCGAGUUCCUCUAGAGACCCCAGGACCAGCCCAGCACCUUCCAGCCCCUCCUGAGACCAACACAUCCCUUCCUCUGCCCCUGAGCCCCCUGGCCUUGCCCUCUAAGCAGCACUGAAGGUGACACCCCACCCU
Messenger RNA from Passer domesticus (house sparrow), 2339 nucleotides. Its product is annotated as fibrous sheath CABYR-binding protein-like. NCBI's taxonomy places the organism in Eukaryota, Metazoa, Chordata, Aves, Passeriformes, Passeridae. The coding region runs from base 201 to 2018 and encodes 605 amino acids. The transcript has 22 exons. The record is from RefSeq and is a predicted model, not a curated record.